AUGCCUCCCUCCAACGUAUUGAAGCCAAAUGUUCCCACAGGCUUCGGCCUCAUGGGCAUGACCUGGCGCCCCAAGCACACCCCCGAUGAGCAGGCCUUUGCAACCAUGAAGAAGGCCAUUGCCCAGGGCGCCACCUUUUGGUCCAGCGCCGACUACUACGGCAUGCCAGAGCCCACGGCCGGCCUUGACUUGAUCCGUCGCUACUUUACAGCCCACCCAGAGGACGCCGAAAAGGUCACGCUCUUCAUCAAGGGUUGCGUCGACCCCCAGACUAUGCAGCCCAAGAACAAGCGCGAGCAAGUCUUGGCCAGCGCCGAGACCUGUAUCCAGAGGCUUGGCGGCGCCAAGAAGAUUGACAUCUUCGGUCCGACCCGUCAGGACCCCUCCGUGCCGCUCGAAGAGACGCUGGGUGCCAUUGGCGAGCUCGUCGCUGCCGACAAGGUCGGUGGCCUAGGUAUCAGCGAGGCUGCUGCCCAGACCAUUGAAAAGGCCAACGCCGUCUACCCUCUCAGCCUGGUCGAGGUCGAGUUCUCUUUAUGGACUCCCGACCUGCUGUCCAAUGGCGUAGCAGCCACCGCCAAGAAGCUCGACAUCCCGCUCGUUGCAUAUUCCCCUCUGGGCCGAGGCUUCCUUACUGGCCAAGUCAAGUCCCUCGACGACAUUCCUGAGGGAGACAUCAGACGUCGCUUUGAUCGUUUCCAACCUGAGAACUUUAACAAGAAUCUAGAGCUCGUGGACAAGCUCAAGGCAUUUGCUGACAAGAUGAACGUUACCCCGGCCCAGCUCGCGCUGGCCUGGAUUCGUGCCACCUCCAAUUCGGAGCAGGCAGGUACAAUUAUACCCAUCCCGGGAGCCACUUCACCAGGCCGCGUUGAAGAAAACACGACAGUUGUGUCUCUCUCGCCUCAAGACAAGACGGAGCUCGACCAGAUUCUUGCUUCGUUCAAGAUUCAGGGAGGCAGGUACAACAAGCACCUGGAACAUCUCUUGUGGCAAUAG
Messenger RNA from Pestalotiopsis fici W106-1, 999 nucleotides. RefSeq lists its product as uncharacterized. Lineage: Eukaryota; Fungi; Ascomycota; Sordariomycetes; Amphisphaeriales; Sporocadaceae. The record is from RefSeq and is a predicted model, not a curated record. The coding region runs from base 1 to 999 and encodes 332 amino acids. The transcript is spliced from 2 exons. Gene Ontology annotation, cellular component: cytoplasm.